AUGUCUGAUGCCGACACAAAUGAUGCCGUCGAAAAUGAAUAUGUUGAGGAUGGUUCUAAUAAACUAUUAGUAAAAUGCAAAUUUUGUGGUUCUAAAAUUCUAGAACGGAAAUCUGGAAAAUUUGUUACAAAAGAGAUUGAUUUACCACUAAUGGAACAAGAUAAAAGAGCAGAGGCCAAAGUGCAAUAUGAAAAAAUUAAUCAAUUUUUCUUUGUAGAAAACAUGUAUACUUUUGAAAACAUAGGUUUUACACAUACAAUAGAUAAUUGUAAGUAUUUAAGUUGUGCCGAUUGUGAUGCGGGGCCUGUUGGCUACUAUAAUAUGGACACAAAACAUAGUUAUGUAGCAUUGUCUAGAGUUAAACAUGAAUAA
Molecule: messenger RNA, 372 nt
Organism: Pieris macdunnoughi
Lineage: Eukaryota; Metazoa; Arthropoda; Insecta; Lepidoptera; Pieridae
Source: the annotation of a GenBank genome assembly